AUGUCCUUUCUCACGAAGGCCUGCUUUCUGCUCGCCCUAGCGGUCGCUACUGGGCAAGCAAGCAGCGCCCUCGGCGCGUACCCGCCGGACCAGAAUGCCCCCGGUGGCCAGGUCGGCUGGCCGACGGAGCCGACGACGCCCGGCGGCGGCGCAAACGCGGCCCGGCAGCACGAGAGACACCAUCACCACCACCGCCGCCGCCGCCGUCGCUCGCUGAGGGUGAGCGGGGCGCCAGAGACCAAGUGCUGCAGCCCCGACGCCAACUACGCGCAACCCGGGCCCGUGGCUGACGCGGUGGCGUACCUGCGCAACCACUACGGGUCGGCCUGGAACGACGCCGGCUCGUGCGGGCGCGUGAGCUGCUCGUACGGCGCGGCCGUGUACUGGUGCAACGACUCCGGGUCUCUCAAGUCGAUGGACUGGAACGACCUGGCGGACGCGGUCCAGGCCAUCGCCGACGGGUGCGGCAGGUCCGUCGGCAUCUGCGGCUCGAGGGUGUUUACUAGGGGUGUCCGCGUCAUCGUGAGCGGCGACGCGUGCUGA
Gaeumannomyces tritici R3-111a-1 is the source of this 543-nucleotide messenger RNA. RefSeq lists its product as hypothetical. The record is from RefSeq and is a predicted model, not a curated record. Lineage: Eukaryota; Fungi; Ascomycota; Sordariomycetes; Magnaporthales; Magnaporthaceae. The transcript has 3 exons. The coding region runs from base 1 to 543 and encodes 180 amino acids.